UCCUUGACAACAAUUACAAGCAUCUAAUUAUAUCAAACCACAAAUGAGUUCUUUUAAUAACUUCCCAUAUCUCUCUCCUCCACCACCAACUCCACCCAGCUACCCAAUUUUCCCCUCACCACCACCAUAUCAGCCAUACGUUCCUCCACCACCACCAUAUCAGCCAUAUGUUCCACCACCGCCAUAUCAGCCACAGGUACCGCCACCUCCUCCUGUGCUGUCACCACCACCACCUCCUCCACCUAGCCACCCAAUUUCACCACCACCACCACAUCAUCCACACUCUCCACCACCACAUGUGCAUCCGCCACCACCAUUUCCUCCUCCACCCUCACCCGAUAAUCAACCUACGGUCAUAAUCAUUGUGAUUGUCUCAUGCGGUGGCCUUUUCCUCCUUGCAUUCCUCGCAUUUGCGCUAUGCUGUUUCAUCAAGAAGAAGAAGAAAAAGAAGAUUGAAGAAACAGACAUUGUUCAUGUAGAUGAACAUCUGAAAGUCAAGGAGGCAAUAGUGCCUGGUGGCCACGGACAAGAAUUGGUGGUGCUGGAGAUUGAGGAUGAUGUUCAUGUGGACGAAGAGAUUAUCAAGAAGGAGAAGGUUGGUCAAGGUUUGCAUCAUGCAAAAUCUGCAGGGGAAAACAAAAGCAUCAUAGAGGCUGGAGCAUCUUCUUCUGCCAUCCUUGCAUUCCUUGCAUUUGUUCUAUGUUGUUUCAUCAAGAAGAAGAAGCAAAAGAAGGUUGAGGAAACAGACAUUGUUCGUGUGCAUGAACAUCUGAAAGUCAAGGAGGCAAUAGUGCCCGGCCCCCACGGACAAGAAUUGGUGUUGCUGGAGAUUGAGGAUGAUGUUCGUGUGGACGAGGAGAUUAUCAAGAAGGAGAAGACUGGUAAAUUAAAGGUUUGCAUCAUGCAAAGUCUGCAGGGGAAAACCAAAGCAUCAUUGAGGCUGGAGCAUCCUCUUCAGCCAUGGACGACCAUCAUCCUCAACACAAAUCCUAAGAUUCCAAAAUUAAUAAAUCCUGGUUAAGAUUUUAUGUUAAGAUCCAAUUAAAUAAUUAAUGCUACUAGCACAAAUUGGCCAGUAGCAGGAUGCUGUUUUCAAUGAUUCUGGAUUAAUAAGGUAAUUCCACCAGGAUUUUAAUUAAUAAAGGUGGUGAUUGGUGUCCAAAUCCUUUCUAUAUGUCAUUUGAAGCCAUUCAUGCCCUACUUGGUCACAAGUAAUUGCUGACUCCAAGGGCCUCCUGAAUGUUACUUUGUAUAUCAUUGUGACAUUCUCUCUGAUAAAUUGCCCAUGUUUUUUUUCUUCCGCUGUGGGUUGUUGGAUAUUAUUGUUUGGAUUGGUUUGGGAAUUUAUUCCACCAAGAGGGCUUGUAGAGGCUUAUGUGGUGCUGAUGAUCUAGAGAUAAGUCUCUUUAUGGGACAGGUUAGUGGCAAAUGAAGAUACCGAGUGGGGGUGUUUGAGUGAAGGUUGUUGGUGAAGAGACUAGCUCCUCAAGUUGUAACCUUAAUAGUAGAGUUUAUAAAUUUUAGCUUUUAAU
Molecule: messenger RNA, 1532 nt
Organism: Rubroshorea leprosula
Lineage: Eukaryota; Viridiplantae; Streptophyta; Magnoliopsida; Malvales; Dipterocarpaceae
Source: the annotation of a GenBank genome assembly